AUUCCCUCGGCGGGCAGAGCCGCCCCUCUCCCGCCCCUCCUCCUCCCUUUCCCACCCCUCGGAGUGGAGCUGCACAUGCGGCUGCUCCCUGCUCCGUCCCGCCCAGCCUCGGUCGCGCUGGAACGGGUCCCUGCAGCCCCCAGCCCAUGGCAGGACAGUAGCCGCCUGUCAGGGGUCGUGAACGGCUGAGGCAGACGCGGCGGCUCCCGGGCCUCAGAGAGUGGGCGUCUCCGGAGGCCAUGGGCUAUCCCGAGGUAGAGCGCAGGGAGCCCCUGCCCGCGGCAGCGCCGCGGGAGCGGGGAAGCCAGGGCUGCGGCUGUCGCGGGGCCCCUGCCCGGGCGGCCGAAGGGAACAGCUGCCGGCUCUUCCUGGGUUUCUUUGGCCUCUCGCUGGCCCUCCACCUGCUGACGCUGUGCUGCUACCUAGAGUUGCGCUCCGAGUUGCGGCGGGAACGGGGAGCCGAGUCCCGCCUUGGCGGCCCCGGCACCCCUGGCAUUCCUGGCACCUCUGGCACCCUGAGCAGCCCCGGUGGCCUGGACCCCGACGGUCCCAUCACCCGCCACUUUGGGCAGCCGUCACUUCAGCAGCAGCCGCUAGAACCGGGAGAAACCACACUCCCCCCAGACUCCCAGGACGUGCACCAGAUGGCCCUUCUGAAUUUUUUCUUCCCUGAAGAAAAGUCAUUUUCUGAAGCAGAAAGUAGGCGUGUUCGUCGCAAUAAAAGAAGCAAAAGCAGUGAAGGAGCAGACGGUCCAGUUAAAAACAAGAAAAAGGGAAAGAAGGCAGGACCUCCUGGGCCCAAUGGUCCCCCAGGACCUCCAGGACCUCCAGGACCCCAGGGACCCCCAGGGAUUCCAGGGAUUCCUGGAAUUCCAGGAACAACUGUUAUGGGACCACCUGGCCCUCCAGGUCCUCCUGGUCCUCAAGGACCCCCUGGCAUCCAGGGACCUUCUGGUGCUGCUGAUAAAGCUGGAAGUCGAGAAAACCAGCCCGCUGUGGUGCACCUGCAGGGCCAAGGGUCAGCAAUUCAAGUCAAGAAUGAUCUUUCAGGUGGAGUGCUCAAUGACUGGUCUCGCAUCACUAUGAACCCCAAGGUGUUUAAGCUACAUCCCCGCAGCGGGGAGCUGGAGGUACUGGUGGACGGCACCUACUUCAUCUAUAGUCAGGUAGAAAGGGGGCUGUUUGGGGGUCUUUCCUCGCCAAAUAUCAUUGAAAAGCUGAAAAGAGGCCCCUGCCACACCCUGCCAUCUGAUCCCCUCCUGCAGGGCCCCAGGCCCCUGUUUCCCCUGCUAAGCUGUUUGGUUCUACUGCCAAACUUGAGCUCUGUCUCAGUGUACUACAUCAACUUCACGGACUUUGCCAGCUAUGAGGUGGUGGUGGAUGAGAAGCCCUUCCUGCAGUGUACCCGCAGCAUUGAGACAGGCAAGACCAACUACAACACGUGUUACACGGCGGGCGUCUGCCUUCUCAAAGCCCGACAGAAGAUCGCUGUGAAGAUGGUGCACGCUGACAUCUCCAUCAAUAUGAGCAAGCACACCACCUUCUUUGGGGCCAUCAGGCUGGGCGAGGCCCCUGCAUCCUAGACUCCCCCAGAUUGGCCCCGCCCAUGCCCCUGCCCCAGGUUUGGGAGCCAGGAGCCCCAGAACCUCUAAGUGCUGCUGUGGAGUGAGGUAUAUGGGUGUCACAGCCACAGAGAGAAAUACCCCACUGCUAUUUAUUCCCCAGUGACUCCGAGAUGAUAAGGCUUGCUUGCCUUUCCAGAAUGACCUUGAGUUAACAGGACAGUAGAUGGAGCCCCAGGGAUGACGUCACGCAGAACCUUCUUCCUUGGCUCCGUGUUGACUCUUCAAGCUCGAGGUCCCUGUUGUCAGAGUUACCGUUUGUUGCACUACAGUGAGGGUCCAGGGCAACAGGCAAGAGAAAGCAGAGGUGUGCUCCAGACUGUGGGGGAAACGUC
Hipposideros armiger (great roundleaf bat) is the source of this 1957-nucleotide messenger RNA. It is a transcript of the gene EDA, whose product is annotated as ectodysplasin A. The transcript is spliced from 9 exons. Gene Ontology annotation, molecular function: death receptor binding; tumor necrosis factor receptor binding; death receptor agonist activity. Gene Ontology annotation, cellular component: membrane. Gene Ontology annotation, biological process: immune response; animal organ development. NCBI's taxonomy places the organism in Eukaryota, Metazoa, Chordata, Mammalia, Chiroptera, Hipposideridae. The record is from RefSeq and is a predicted model, not a curated record. The coding region runs from base 240 to 1583 and encodes 447 amino acids.